AUGAUUAAAAUUGCUUCAUUUGCCUUUCUCCUUUCAUUUCAUUUGCCUUUCUCUUCUAACUUCUUUUUUAUAACUCCCACUUUUCUUUAUUCUUUUUCUCCUCUCAUUCUCCUCUUUCUUUCUCUCCCCCAUUUCCUUUCUUGUUUCUCUCUACAGCUUUUUAACUCUUUUUCACUUUCUCCCUCUCUUUCCUUUCUACACUUUUUAUUUAUUAUUAUCUCUCUUUCUCAGUUUCUCAUCUGCAUCUCCUUUUCUCAUAAUCUCCAUUCUUUCAUCUUAUGCCUUUCAACUCCUCCUCUUCCUCCACCCACUUUCUUUUCAUUUCUCCUUUUCAUUCUUUUUUCUUUCUUUCUCCUUCUUUUCUCUUUUCUUUUCAUCCUUAUAUUUCUGCUUUCUUCUUUAAUUUUUGCCUUUCUUUGCUUUCUCUCUAUUUUUCCUUUGCUUUCUCUCUUCUGCUUUCUCUUCUUCCAUAUUCCCUUAACCUCUUUCUUUCUUUCUUUCUUUCUUUCUUUCUUAACCUCCCUUCCUCUCUUUCUUUUUCUUCCCUUUUUUCUGUGUCUUUCCCUUUCUUCAUUCUUGAAUGAGCUGCAACAAAGGUUACCAAAUGAUAUACCCCACCACCACAGUUAG
Messenger RNA from Acanthosepion pharaonis, 630 nucleotides. NCBI's taxonomy places the organism in Eukaryota, Metazoa, Mollusca, Cephalopoda, Sepiida, Sepiidae. The record is from the annotation of a GenBank genome assembly.